Arvicola amphibius (Eurasian water vole) is the source of this 5291-nucleotide messenger RNA. RefSeq names its product family with sequence similarity 214 member A (gene Atosa). Lineage: Eukaryota; Metazoa; Chordata; Mammalia; Rodentia; Cricetidae. Bases 315 to 3206 code for a protein of 963 amino acids. The transcript is spliced from 11 exons. The record is from RefSeq and is a predicted model, not a curated record.
GCGGCCGCGGAGAGCAGUGCCGGGAGGAGGAGCGAGGGGUCCCGGAGGGCGGCGAGCGGGCGGGCCAUGGGAGCCGCUCCCGGGUGGGCAACGCCACGCGUGGGUCGGCGCGGCUGAGGACAUGCCCGGGCUCUGCUGCUGACCGGCUCCGACUCCGGCGGGAAUCCGCCUACCGAGGCCUCGGCGAGGCUAGCCAGAGGGGGAGCCCCGCAGCGUUCGGAAAACGAAGCAGAAGCUGUUGAGUCAGCGGUGUGCCGGUUGGAAGAACCCACACCUGUGUUUUACAGCACUUUGGGUGGAAAUUGGAUGCGAAAAUGAAGCCAGACCGAGAUGCCCUGGAUGAGUAUUUUGAAUAUGACGCAGAGGAGUUCUUGGUCUCUUUGGCCUUGCUGAUAACAGAAGGACGGACACCUGAGUGCUCUGUGAAGGGUCGUGCAGAGAGUUUCCACUGCCCACCAGCGCAGUCUCGCUUCCCAGGAACAGCCAGGCAUGAAUGCAGCGACAAGCUGGCCCAGUGUCGCCAAGCCAGACGAACCAGAUCUGAGGUCGCACUGUUGUGGAAAAAUAAUCUUCCAAUCAUGGUGGAAGUAAUGCUCCUGCCAGACUGCUGCUACAGCGACGAGGGCCCUAGCGCAGAGGGGAUGGAUCUGAAUGACCCCGCCAUUAAGCAAGAUGCACUGUUACUGGAGAGGUGGAUCUUGGAGCCAGUUCCCCGACAGAGUGGUGAUCGCUUCGUUGAAGAGAAGACGCUUCUGCUGGCUGUCCGGUCAUUUGUAUUUUUUUCUCAGUUAAGUGCUUGGCUGAGUGUUUCUCAUGGUGCUAUUCCACGAAAUAUCCUUUACAGAAUCAGUGCUGCUGAUGUCGACUUACAGUGGAGUUUUUCACAGACUCCAACUGAGCACGUGUUUCCUGUUCCCAACGUCUCUCACAACGUGGCCUUGAAAGUCAGCGUUCAGUCCCUGCCCAGACAAGCUCAUUAUCCAGUUUUGACCUGUAGUAUUCAUACUAACAUUCUCUAUGAGAAGAGAAUUCAAGAGCAGGAGCUAAAAGCAUAUCAACACCGCGGCCCUGGUGAAAUAGAACAUUGUUUUCCCAGCAGCUCCCAAAGUCUGUGCAGCAAACACACAUGGACCGCAGCACCCGUGAGUGCCCUGCAUGUAAGAAGUGGUGUGACUCCUGAGUACACUGCAGCCAUUAGAAAUGUCAGGCUCUGCCCAGUCACAGGCAGCAAGUCUGACCAUGGGGCAUCUCAAGACAGUGUCCUGGGCUUCAGUGGCACCACGGGAGAAGUAAGGUCGUCACAGGAGGUGUCAGUGAGAACUUUAAAAUCACUCUCUUUGAUCGAUUCCAGUGUCUCCAGCUGUCAGAGCUCCCGGCAGGCAGUGGGGGAGCCUAACCCUUUAAUUGACUCCUUGAUUCAGGAUCGACAAGAAGUCAUUGCCAGGAUUGCUCAGCACCUGAUUCACUGUGACCCCAGCUCCUCUCGUAUGUCUGAACACCCCUUCAGUACCCCAGAGUCCACCUCACUUAGCUCCAAGCUUCACCGCAUUUCCCAGGACAGUGAGAGAGUGAGGAGAUGCAGAGAAGGAUCUUUUGGGAGCCCAGAGAUUAGCACCACAGAAGACGCCAGUGAGGGGAAAGGGAGAGGGAAGUCGGAAACUCCACAAGGAGAAAGCUGCACCUCUCACAGCCCUUCCCUUCGCCAGCCUGCCGGGGAGGCGAACCCACUUAUCGGCUCUUUGCUCCAGGAGCGACAGGACGUCAUCGCCAGGAUCGCGCAGCACUUGGAACACAUGGACCCCACGGCUCACAUUCCCCGGCCUGCGUUCAGCAAGCAUGACUCCAAUUCCAUUCCUUCUAAAGUGUUCAGGAGUUCAUACAAUGGCAAAACCUUGUUGAAGAAGAACAGAGAGAAUGCCUCUGUUUCUGCUUCACAUGCAGAAGUGUCCUUACUGGGAGACAGAGGGGAUGGGAAAAGCCCAAAACCUAAUAAAUGCUUCCGAUCUUUCACAUAUGGUCCCCAAGAAAAGCCUCUGACACAUGAAGUAAGAACUCAGCAUCAGAUGCAUCCUGAUGACAUCAUUCACAGCACUGGGCAGGAGGCACAGAACAAGGCUGCUGGCUUAGUAACGUCCUCUAAUAUGUCUCUCUGCAAUGAAAGUAAGUUAGGUUUGAUUAGCAGAUUGGAAAGUACACCUUGUAAAUCACAAUUUAAGGAACUUGAGAUGAGCUGUGAAACUGAGAAACAGUGUUCACAUUGCAACAGUAUUGACAAACAGAUUUGCACAAAUAAAUGUGCAGAGAAAAUAAAUAACGAGAAUUAUAACCCAGGAUCUCUCAGUCAUCUCCAAUGCGAUGAUUCAAAUGGUAUUGACUCACAAAUAAAAGUUACUAUGUUGGAAAUGUCUGACUGUUUCAGUAAGUACAAAACUAAUUGUUCAAAUAAAGACUCACAAAGAUCAAAGACAUGUGAGCAGAGCAGUCACCUUAGCACAGAACAUGACCUCAGUGAUGAUACUGAAGGCUCCGGGUGUACAGCCUCAGACCAGCUGGAAACUGAGCAGGAGGAAAAAGAAGAUUCGCUCGAUGGAAAACCUCAAAGGAAAAGUGUGAAGCACUGUUUGUCUACGGGUGAAAGACUGAAAAAUGCAGACAUAUUGAGGGAUACACUGAAACAUUCAAGUGUCUGGAGAAAACAUAAUUUUCAUUCCUUGGAUGGGACAUCAACCAGAGCCUUUCACCCUCAGACAGGGUUGCCUCUCCUCUCAAGUCCCGUUCCUCAAAGAAAAACACAGUCGGGUUGCUUUGAUCUGGACACAUCGCUACUGCAUCUGAGAAGUUUGUCCUCCAGAAGCUCUCGACCAUGUCUGAAUAUUGAAGAGGAUCCAGAUGCUCAUGAAAAACCUUUUCUGAGUUCGAGCGCUCCAGCAAUCACAAGUCUUAGUCUCUUAGGAAGUUUUGAGGAAUCUGUUCUGAAUUACCGUUUAGACCCCCUCGGCAUAGUUGAUGGCUUUACUGCUGAGGUGGGAGCCAGUGGUGCUUUCUGUCCCACACACUUAACUCUGCCGGUGGAAGUGUCAUUCUACAGUGUUUCGGAUGAUAACGCUCCCUCGCCUUAUAUGGGUGUGAUUACUUUAGAGUCCCUUGGUAAAAGGGGUUAUCGAGUACCUCCUUCAGGAACGAUACAAGUGGUAUGUGUUUUAUAGCCUACAAUUGCAAUAAUCAUUCUCUCACACACAUAUAGAGCUUAGCCCUUUCUCCUGCUACUGCUGCUGCAACGACCUCGGUAAGUAACAGUGGGGCUGCAGCUCUGUUUGGAGUUGCCAUGCUCUGCCCCAGGAAUGAGCAUUUGGGGGACCUCCAUUAAAGAAAAAGAUUAGUAAACUAAUAGAGGUGAAUGCUUUAGACAAGUAAUGUGAAUGAUUUACAUGACACCAACUGACCUGUUUCCAAUAUAAUUAGAUCCUGACCAGUGCCUUCUAUCAAAUAUAAACCACAUUGAGAUUGACCUAUAUAAAAGAAGGCCCCCAGAAUAGUAGUGUCACUCUGGUAAGAAAAUUUGGGAAACGAGGUGUUAUUACCUAGGGUAAUGAUUUCUAAAACUGACCCAAUGCAAUCUGAUGAUUCCAGGGCAGAGAAGGUGACAUUCCUUCAUCUAUAUAUUCAUCUAAUUUGGACUUAGGAUACCCCUUAUAACCAGGGCAGGCCUGAUGUACGUUAUCUUACUGUGACCCGCAAGGAUAGCAACACAAGUCCUCAAUCUGCUUCAAAUUUUGCAGACUGGAAGAAUCUGGCUGAGGCUGGCUGCUCACACUCAGCCCCUGGUCUAGCCCAACAGGUUCCCUGAGUGCUGGGACCUCAGGGAGUCUGGUCACACCGUACCACAUCUGUACCAGGGCUAUGCCAAGCCUGUGCAUUUGUCUGGCAUCUCACAGGGUGAGACAGUAGUGAGCAAAUGCAUGUGUACCACAGAAGAAUGGCUGCAUAUUAAAAUUAGUUUCUCUAUCCCAGACAUUUUUUAAAGUUAAAGAGUGACAGGUGCCCGUUCCCUAUUUCCUGGCUGUGAAACCCAUGAGGGCAUGUGGAUCAUUGGAGAGCUAACUGUGAGCUACCUUAGGAAUAAGACAUUAACCAGAAAGAGAAGUCCACCUCUCAGUGGUCCAUCUUAAGCAUGAUUCUAUUUCUUACAUAGUUUGAAAUCCUGGGUCUGCUUGUGCUUGUUGAAUGUAUCAGCCUUGAUCUUAGCACGUGCUAGGUUGUAAACUUGGAUCAUAAUGUUGAUGUAUUUCUCAUUUUGAUUCAGUGAGUGAUGUCCAGUCCCUGGGAUGAGCUUCUGAAAGCAUGGCACCAAGUUACCGAUUGAUGUGUUGGUAAUUUGGUUAAAGUCAGUUCAGCAGCUUGGGUUUUUAUUUAAAAAUGUAUAUUUAUAAAAAAUGAUUCAUAGCCAAGAACAACUGAAGUACUUCAGUCUUCUCUGAGAAUCCGUAUCUUGGUCUGUAAUGAUGUUGAUGGUUUGUGAAACCGACCGUUUGUGGAGUGAAACUGUGUUGCUGCAGACUUUGGAUCUAAUGAGAAUAAUGAGCUUUAUUUCCUGGCCUUGAAAUGUUUUCAAUAGAAAGUCCCCCCUUGAGCGUUUAUAGCGAUUUUUAUAGUAAGUAGUUAAAACAGCUGCUUUAAAAUCCUUGUUUGCUGAGCUUGUAUUUUUAUUUUAAAAAUUGCAGUCCAUUAAAAUAUAAGAAAAAUUUAAUCUACCUUGAGGAUUUGCGCUUAAUAUCCAGUAAAGCUAAUAUUUGAAAUGAUGAAACCUAGAAUAUUCUAAUGCGAAAUACACCAUGAAAAAGUGUGUUAUGCUUAAAUUAGAACAAUUUCUGAAAAUCUGAACAAUGACAAAAAUGUGUCGUUUGCUAUUAAUGCGAAAUUUGUGACUAAAGAUUUUGACUUAUUACAAGGUUUUCUUAUUGUGACAUAGAAAUGAAGUUGAAUCUUUGAUUAUUUUGUGAACUUUUGAAACAUUAAUGUUAGCCUCUGAAAUGAAACUUAUUCAGUGGAAUUAGAUUACUAAACCACCUGUUUAAUUACUGGCAUGGUGUUCUGAGUCAUAUAAAUCUAUCAGCAUUGUGAAGAAUAACCCCUCUGUUGUUUCUUCAGACCUUAUUCAAUCCUAAUAAGACUGUGGUGAAGAUGUUUGUUGUGAUGUAUGACCUACGAGGUAUGCCAGCCAAUCACCAGACAUUCCUGCGACAGAGGACAUUUUCUGUUCCUGUUAGACAAGAAAUGAAGAGAAGUAUUAA